This is a messenger RNA of Asterias rubens (European starfish), 5490 nucleotides long. RefSeq names its product forkhead box protein C2-B-like. Gene Ontology annotation, biological process: anatomical structure morphogenesis; cell differentiation; regulation of transcription by RNA polymerase II. The transcript has a single exon. Lineage: Eukaryota; Metazoa; Echinodermata; Asteroidea; Forcipulatida; Asteriidae. The record is from RefSeq and is a predicted model, not a curated record. Gene Ontology annotation, molecular function: RNA polymerase II cis-regulatory region sequence-specific DNA binding; DNA-binding transcription factor activity, RNA polymerase II-specific. Bases 131 to 1687 code for a protein of 518 amino acids.
UAGAUUCGGGGGCGGGGCGUAAGGGAAACCCUAUAACAUCCAGAGACUGGCAUGACGAUUGCUACGUGUUCAAGUUUCAGUGUAUGGGUAGAGUAAUAGUGUUCAGGCUGAGGCCUUGCAGAGUGGAUCCAUGCACAUGUACGCUUUCAACUCGGUGGAAAAUUCGGGCACUACGCCACCCUCCAAUCUGGGGCUGACCAUGCAAGCCAGUUUCGCCACGGCAAACUCGGGCACGCCGAACACGCUAGGCGUAAUGCACCCCGUGUUCCAGGAACAAAGUUACUAUCGCCACCCGAGCUACUCGGCGAUGCCCGUGUCGGUGUACAGCCACCAUGACCAAUACUCCAGUAUCGCACGGGGAUAUGGGCCGUACGGACCCCAGCAGCAGAACCCCAAAGACCUGGUCAAGCCUCCGUACUCGUAUAUUGCCCUGAUCGCCAUGGCCAUUAUGAACGCACCGGAGAAGCGGUGCACCCUAAAUGGGAUAUACUCCUUCAUCAUGGACAGGUUUCCAUUUUACAGGGAAAACAAACAAGGGUGGCAGAACUCAAUUCGGCACAAUCUAUCCCUGAAUGACUGCUUUCUGAAGAUACCGAGAGACGACAAGAAACCAGGGAAGGGUAGUUACUGGAGCUUGGACCCCGACAGUUACAACAUGUUCGACAAUGGUAGCUACUUGAGACGUAGGAAGCGAUUCAAGAGAACUAAAGCCAUGGCGGAAAAGGAGGAGAGGGAACGCCUACAUGAGGCAGCUCAGUCUGGGGAUGCAGCAUCUCAAGAAUCAAUCGCUCAUCAAAAUGGCGUCUCGUCAGGGGCCGAAGAAACAACUCAUCCAGCGGCGUCGACGUCCCCCAUCACGGCUACCUCCAAGGUGCAGACCAAUGUAAGCGCAAACACCCCUCUUUUAACCCCCAAAGUUGAGCCCGUGGACUCCCCAGUUCUACGCGACUCUCCCGUGGGUCAUUCGCGGCAUUUAUCGGGCGACGGGACCAUGAUGACCACCUCGCCGACGAGUUACACCGUUGACAACAUCAUGACUGUGCAGCGCGACUCGACGAACGGGUGCACCUCGGCCGACAUGAACUCAAACAACACUCACCCCCACUCCGGACGGCCCGGUCAACUCGUGUCGCCCCAGCCACUGAGUUAUCAGACGUAUCUCUCAGGGACGGGCGGUGUUUCUUGCUCAAAGACAAGUACCGGUAAUGUGAACCUAAACCAUCCUAGCAUGAACUAUCACUGUAACAUGUAUGAGCCGGACUUGAGCAUGGGGAAGCACAUGGCUAUCGCACCCACACCAGAAGAGGUGCACCAGGAACAAGGGCUGUCCCAACGGCCGAGUCCCCAGGGCCCGAACUCCAUAAUGACCACACAGCCUAGCAAUCUCAGCCCGGUGCACCGUACGACCAGCAAUUCUUGGUACCAAGGCCCCCCGAGCUCGGGCGAUCUUCACGGCAGCAGUACACCGGGCUCUCACGGUCAGUCCUUCGGUAUGUACGACUCGCAACGGCUACCCUCACAACGGCUGAUGGCACUGAGUCACAACUCACCCGUCACACUCGGUUUGAAUACCGCCGACAGUUGCCAACUAGCCGCUUCAUCAUACCGCUCCCCGACCGGCACACCGGCAUCCGGUAUGUACCAUGUGACUGGACAAUACUCUUCGUAUGACUGUACAAAGUACUGAAAACCAUAACAAAAACAAAAACCUUACAAAAAAAAAUACCUUUAAAAAAAAAACCAAACACAAAAAUAAUGCAAAAAAAAACGGGUUUCUAAAUUGUGUGUUGUACUGUAGUGUAAAAUCUAUCAAAUGAUUUCAAGAGGCCCAUAUUUAACUGAUACACCGUAUGGGUUAAGAAUACACCAGAGUGUAUCAGACCAGUCUAAAUAGAUUGCCAAUGUACACAAGAUCGACACUGGGUUUUUAUUUUCUUUACAUAAAAUCACGUUGUGUUGUUUGAUUUGGGCUAAAGUAAAGUCGGGGCAAAAUUUUUUGUUUGGUGUUUUUGAAAGUCAGAAAAAAAAGAGAGCGAAGAAAAGAAGUUAGUUUGGUCAAGUCUCUCCGCCACUCACUUCUUGGCACUUUGUUUUUGUUGGCAUUUCGGACCUUUGAAUAAUAUUGCUUUAACAAACAACCGGACCCCAUUGACUUUGUGUGGAGCUACGUUUUGUUGAUACCUCCCCAUCAUUGAUCCACUGCUGUGUUAAACUGGGAGAGACUAUUUCCACACAUUGCUGCUUCACAAUCUGUUAUAUACGGACACUUGUGUUUUUGAUUUAAUCAUUAUCAACAUCAAUUUCUUAGCAAUCAAUCAAUAUAAAUAUGUUGUUACUGUACUGUUAUCUUUCAUUGUGUUAUGUACACCAAACUGUUCUGUUAUUUUACACCAAACUGUUAUUUUAUUAUGACAAUCCAAUUUUAACAACUUAUGUACUACUUGAAUACCGAAUGUAAACACACCAGACACACACACAUCAGAUUUCGUGUUUGCUUGAAAUUUCUGAAUUACUAUUUUUAUUUUGUGAGAAUUAUUUUAUUAAUGUUGUUGCUCAUCUUGGUCAGUGAUAUUAAUUCCGAUCCAAGGCGGUCUGUUAAUUUUCAAUUUUAUAGACUAUGUGAGCCGCUUCACUGUAGCAUUUUCAUUUUCCAUGAGAGAGUUUUUUACUUAACAAAAAGCAGGUAAUAUCCGUAAUCGAAUACUCGGUGACCGGAAAAGCGCGCUAUAACAAGCGUAUCAAACCGCACACCUUUUUACAGAACAUUUACCACAGCAUUACUUUUAUAUUUGUUGUUGUAAAAAAAUUAGGUACUAAUUUUGUUGUGUCAUACAGAAUAGUGUGGACUUGAGAGAUUGGGAAAGUUUAAAGUUGAACGGGGGGCAAAACCUCCAAAAGGGGGGCUUUUUAGGAGAGCGAUGUGCAAUUCAGUGUUGGCUUUUUAGAAAACUGUUGAGUACGCUUGAGAAACCUUGCCAGGGUGCCCGACCGUUUACCGUGUGUGUGGCGGUCUGCCAAGCGAAUGCUUUUCUCCCGGCUCUAUUCAAUUUACACCCGUCAACUCAGAUAUUCCCCAAACUACCGCGACCGGCAGAGCUUCACCGUGUCAAGCGAUGUUUUUUGGAUUAGGUUUAUCGGGGGUAUAUAGUAAUAAUGCACACUUCUUGCACUCAGUCUAGCCGGACUUAAUUCGGAAUCGUUUAUUCAACUGGCAUUGUUAUUUUGUUUUUGUUUGAUGGAGUUAAGUAUUAAUUUGUUAACACCAUGCAAUACGAAUGUACUAUGUUGUGUAUACACAAAUUGUAUAUGUAAACAUGUAUAGAAACAAUCAUAAUAUUUAUAUGUUGCACGUUGUUAAAACACAAGAAGGUUCUCUAUUUGUGAAUAUUAUGCCAGACAUCCAACAGUGAUCAAGAAUUUAUACUAAAACUUAGUGAUUACCGAAUAAAAUGUUGUCAAUCUUGAAUACAACAUUAUCGAUCAAAACACACAUCUCUCUCUUUUUGGUCUUCUCUUUUUUUCAAAUCAUUGCCACUUGCGUAAGGUAGGCUACAUAUCACAAUCAAUCAGCACAACCAUAGAUUGAUUUAACCAUUUAACCCAUUGUAGAGUCAAUCCCAAACAAUUUUCUGGCAGUACCAUUUGCGGUUCUCAUCUUUCCACUGUCGACUACACUUUCAUUUAGUUGCAGCCCAUGCUCCAAAUUAUCCCAAAGUGAAAGCAAUGCACAUAGGGGAAACGAAUUGUCAUAAUCAUUAUCGUUUUAUAGUUUUUGAAUUAUUGUGUGUAUCACUCCUAUACCCAUAUACAUUGAACGUGUCUGGCAAAUUUCCCACUUGUCUUGUUUAUUUGAUGGUUUUUUUUUGUGUUUUUUUUCACCCACUUAUGUCACAUCAGAACCAACGGUCCUUGUUAGUCAAAUUUACACAAAGUUGUAAUGAUUUUAAUGUCAAUUUGUGCAGGGGACACAAAGCUGAAGUAUAACAUCUGUAUCAGCCAAACAGGCUCGACUCCAACAAUUUAUAAAUUCAACAGAACGUUUUACUCUAAGAUAAAACCAUUAAGCUUAAACUGUUUUUGGAAAUUCAAAAUCUUAUCAAGGGAAAACAAUCCUCUUAAAAUGUUGUCCCGGUGUGUUUUAGUUUGCAAAAGCUGUUAUAAUUUUAUUUAUUUAUUUAUGUUUUGUCAAUCCCUCUCUCUCGUUCGACUGAGUCGGAUCUGAGAGAAGAAUUAUGCAGCGCUAGUUCGGGGUUGUUCUGCCACAUUUUAUAACAACGAAAAAAAAAAAAUAGAAAAAAAAAAUAAAGAGCGGGACAAAAAUCGAUCUUCACCGUCGACUGAGUCUCACGGUUCAUUAGGAAGAAAAUUGUCACGUGAUCAAGCUCUGAUUAUUCCAAAGCACUGGGGUAGAAUUUUUUACAGUAUUUAAUAAUAAAAAAAAUUGCAAUUUGUGAUGAUUAAGGGGAAAACACGCAAUCAUUUCCCCCCCUUUGUUGUAACCACGAACGAGUUGGUAUAACUUAUCGAAUCAGAUUAGCUUUUUAGUUCGACGCACGAAUUCACCCACUCCCUGAGAAUAAUUAACGCAAUGAAAUUAUCAACAUGAAGUGUUGUAUAGUUGUUUGUGUUGAUCAAACAAAACUAAGAAGUGUUGGCAUUUUUUUUUUAAGUAAAAGACAAGAGGCUGUUUGACCAGUGGCUGAGAGACUAAGAUUUUAUACCAAUUUUCUUACCAUUAUGGUAAGUGGGUGUACCCGUAUAGUAAGGGGCUGAAUAUUAAACAAAGAUUAUCUAACAUCAUAACUAAUAAUCCAAAAUACGUAAGCAGAUUAUUUCUUACAAAACAUUAAAGAAGAGGCUGACUUUUAUUUUGUUUUCAGAGACGAUGUAAAUCAUAAAUAUUGGUAUUUCACACAACGUUUUUUUUAUUUAUAGCAACUCAGUAGUAAUUCAUUGUUGUUUUUUUUAAGUUUUUAUAAAAUACUGAUUUUGAUCACUGAUUUUAACACCCACAGUUUGGACUCGUAAAAUAUUGAUGUUCUUUUAGUAACAGGGUGUGUAGUGGGCCAUGUACAUUGGACAUUGAUUAUAUAACGACGCAACUUUUGUCUUUCUGUUUAAAAAAAAAAAAAAAAAAUCCUUUUUGGAGUUUUUUUAUUUAGCAAUACUGUCUUCAGAUGCUAAUGUUUUUGUUUUUUGGUUUUUUUUUUACUGUGUAACUUAAAGACAAAGUGAAACCAAAACUCAAGACUUGUUGGGCAUUUCUGGUGGUUUGUUUAAUUUGAAUUUAAUUUGUCUUUAAGACACACUUGUUUAAUUAGAUGUUAAAAUGUUUGUACAUUGUGUUUAUAUAAAACAACAGAAUGGGAAUACUCAGUGGUUAUAAAUAAUUCUUGAAUAUUUCUGAGGAAUUGUGGGAGACCACAAAACCGCUUUCUCCUUCUGUUGACAAGUCUAAUAAAAUGAGAAUGAUUUUACGCUAGGAUGUAA